AUUAUAACAAAGGGAUAAUCCUCAUUCACCAAGUUUCUGCCGGUUACUACUCACUCUUUAGUUGCAUUCUCAAACUCUCCCAGGUAACUGCCACAAAACUCAUUCAUUGCCCUGUCUUUGUUUUUCUCUCUCAUUCACCAUUCAUUCUUGUUCCCUUGUUCUUACAAACUUCAAUGAGUGAAUGUUAUCCAAAAAUUCUAGCACUAGGACUAGGGGUCAACCUUGUUUAGAUUUCUGAAAUUUCCUCUUUGUGCUUGUCACUUUGUUCAACAUAUCAUUACUUCAAUUACUUGAUCUGUUCCUGUUAUGUCUUUUGAGUUGUAAAAGGUUCAGCCGAGUCAAAGAUUUUUGUCUGCAAUAGCUUUAGUUAGUAAUAGCAAAGCACCUCACAAACUAGAUCUCUGUAGAAAGUACAAUUUUACUGUGUUACAAGCAACAUGAUUUCCACGGAUUCCCUUUUGGAAAAUUUUCCUGGUUCCGUGAAUGGAUUUCUAUUUGAAAAUGGUCCUGUUUCGGUAUUCUCGAAUCAGAAUCCUGAAAGUGGGUUCAAGUUCGAUGAUUCAUGUUCCCCUUCAGAAUCUGCCACUGAUUCUGGUCCUGCUUCUGGGACAAGCUCAAAUGGAGAACAUGCUGAGAGUACUAAACAUUCCAAUCCAAUUCUCAGAUACAUAAGCGAUAUCCUCAUGGAGGAAGAGGAUGAUUUAGAGCGCAAACCUUGCAUGUUGCAAGAUUGUUUGAGGCUCCAGGCUGCUGAAAAAUCCUUCUAUGAUGCACUGGUUCAAAGCCACCCUUCAUCACCCCAUGAAUUCCGUGAUGAUAACCCUGACCCAGAUGAUAAUUUUGCUGGAAGUGGAACCACUAGUUCUGAGAGUUAUAGCAGUUAUACCACUGAUAAUUCAUGUGACUCUGAUUGGUUUAAUGGUUCUGGUGACUUUGAGGCUUCUUUCCUACAAAGAUCUCUGAUUGAUCCGUUUAGAGAGACACAAGCAGUGGUCCAUUUAUCAAAUGGAGCCUGGAAUACGAUCCAAUCUCGGAACAUGCCUCGCGUGUUUGAAGAGGGUGUGAUGCAUGGUUCUAUGACAGCUAGAGGAUCAAGGGAGAAGAGAAGCCAUCUGAUGAAUGAUAUCUCACAUGAAGAAGAAGAGAGAAGCACCAAGCUUUCAGCUGUCUCCUCUGAUGAUUCAGAGCCAUCUAGCCUGUUUGAUGAGGUGCUGCUUUGCAAGGAUGGCAAGAGUCCGGCCAUUUUUUAUGCUGACCGUGAACCAUCGUCAGCACAGAUUGCUGACUCGGGUGCGAAGACAACGCGUUCGAAGAAAGGUUCCAACAAGGGGACAAGAGCAAGUACAACAGUGGACUUGUGGACUUUGCUAACUCAAUGUGCACAGGCUGUGGCUAGCUAUGACCAAAGGACUGCAAAUGAAAUUCUCAAGCAGAUUAGGCAGAACUCUUCACCAUUUGGCGAUGGACUUCAGCGGUUGGCUCAUUACUUUGCUGACGGCCUUGAGACACGGUUAGCUGCUGGGACACCAAAAUUCAUUCUCUUUCAGUCAGCAUCUGCUGCUGAUAUGUUGAAAGCUUACAGAGUGUAUAUCACAGCAUCGCCAUUUCAUAGGAUGUCGAAUUUCCUGGCUAACCGCACUAUUUUGAAGCUAGCACAAAAUGAAAGCAGUCUUCACAUUAUUGACUUUGGAAUUAGCUAUGGCUUCCAGUGGCCUUGCCUCAUCCAUCGGCUUUCGGAGAGGGAAGGUGGGCCGCCAAAGCUUCGAAUAACAGGAAUUGAUCUUCCUCAGCCGGGAUUUAGGCCGGCAGAGAGGGUUGAGGAGACGGGGCGGCGCCUGGAGAAGUACUGCCAGAGGUUUGGAGUGCCAUUUGAGUACAAUUGCCUUGCACAGAAAUGGGAAACCAUAAGACUUGAGGACCUCAAAAUUGAUAGGAGUGAAGUGACUGUGGUAAACUGUUUGUACAGAUUGAAGAACCUGUCUGAUGAAACUGUGACAGCAAACUGUCCAAGAGAUGCUUUACUAAGGUUGAUCAGGCGGAUCAAUCCAAACAUCUUCAUGCAUGGGGUUGUCAAUGGCACAUACAAUGCACCAUUUUUCCUGACAAGGUUCAGGGAAGCACUCUUCCACUUCUCAGCAUUGUUUGAUAUGUUUGAAGCUAAUGUGCCACGUGAAGAUCCAUCAAGACUUAUGUUUGAAAAAGGGUUGUUUGGAAGGGAUGCGAUCAAUGUGAUAGCAUGUGAGGGAGCAGAGAGGUUUGAAAGGCCAGAGACCUACAAGCAGUGGCAGGUUAGGAACCAGAGAGCAGGGUUCAAGCAACUUCCAUUGGCACCAGAUCUUGUGAAUAGAGUGAAGGAAAUGGUGAAGAAGGAAUAUCAUAAAGAUUUUGUAGUUGAUGAAGAUGGCAAGUGGGUUUUGCAGGGAUGGAAAGGACGUAUUCUUUUUGCUACUACUUCUUGGGUUCCAGCUUGAGCAAUGACUGACUCCUAAGUCCUAACCUACUCAUUGCCUAGGAAAAUUGUUUUAGGUGUAAGGUGCAAGAUUAAGGGUGUAUUUAUUCUUGAAUACAAAUGAAUCAUGUUCAUAUUUUAUUUCAAUUUGAAUAAUGUGUAAAUACACUCCUCAUCUGUGCACUUGUGAACUAGGUCAGAAGACACAAUCUCCUCUGCAAUCUCCUAUUGGAGAAGAAUAUAUAAUAGUAUUUACAUCAAUGUGCUAAUUGCUCUGCAAUCUGCAGUGAGAUGCUUUGAGCAUCCUAGGAAUGUAGGAUGAGUUUGGCACUUAUUAAAUAUCUUCAUUAUUGCCCA
This is a messenger RNA of Cajanus cajan (pigeon pea), 2806 nucleotides long. RefSeq names its product scarecrow-like protein 30. The record is from RefSeq and is a predicted model, not a curated record. NCBI's taxonomy places the organism in Eukaryota, Viridiplantae, Streptophyta, Magnoliopsida, Fabales, Fabaceae.